Messenger RNA from Phycomyces blakesleeanus NRRL 1555(-), 375 nucleotides. RefSeq lists its product as hypothetical. The record is from RefSeq and is a predicted model, not a curated record. The transcript is spliced from 5 exons. NCBI's taxonomy places the organism in Eukaryota, Fungi, Mucoromycota, Mucoromycetes, Mucorales, Phycomycetaceae. The coding region runs from base 1 to 375 and encodes 124 amino acids.
AUGUAUGGUGAAACCUUAAUCGUUGGUUUUGACUAUGUCAAGAUAACUAAAAACAACAACCAAAAAUAUUUAAAGAGCUUUGUAUACCUGAGGAUUUUUAUGGAGAGUGAAACCUUGAUCGCUGGUCUUUGCCGUAAAAAGUAUGGGAAUAUACAGCUUAAAGUAACUAAAGGCUCAAAGAGACUUGUCAAAACCGUGACUGUUGACAUGAGCUGUGAAGAUUCUGGACAUAUAAAACAGGAUCCCUGGAUGGAAAUCGGAAGCCUAAUCGUUGGUAUGAACUGUGAAAUUACUAGAAAAAUUAAAACUGAUAGUACAUGGAUAUCUUCAACCCUUCCCGGAAAGCUGAAGCUUGAUCGUUGGACUCGGAUUUAA